AGAACUGAAUAUCCAUGGGUUGGUAGUGCAGCCGCUUGGUGCUUUGAUUUUCGGUUCGAACCGCUUUUGCCGAAAAAUGACGUCACCCCGGUGUGAAGAGAGAACAAAGGACGUCCCUUGUUUAUUGUUCUUGUAUGGCACACAUAAAACCCUCGCGCCAGAGUCCAUAAUGCCUUCCACCUUUUUCUCUUUCUCUUCCUUCCAGCCUGGUGCUUUUUCUCCACGAUGUUCUCCUCCGUUCUUUUCGCUACUUCUUUCUUCCUCUCUGUACACGCGGCACCCACAGCCUCCCUCAAUGCUUCUGCCCUCCUCGCGAACGGCCAAGCUGCCCAGUCCCAGAACGUCGCGUUCCAGAACCUCAGCGUCAACGAUACGUGCUCCACCGGCGAAGUAGCGUGUAUAUCUAGCGACGUGGCGCAAUGCGGGGACAACAGCCAAUGGACGACGUCCCCUUGUUCGGGCUCGGCGCAGUGUUUUGUGCUCCCGUCCGUGAGGGAGAACGGGACUUUCAUACAGUGCGCGAGCGAGAUAGACGCCGCAUCCAUCAUCAAUGCCACGGGCACUACUGGGGGCAUCUUUGGCACCGACACUGACACGUCCAAUUCUACGACCAGCAGUACCAAUUCCACGACCAGCAGUGCCAACUCCACGGAUACCACGUCUGGCACCGACAGCGGGAGCGGGAUCGUCACCGUGACCAUCACACUCACUCCCACCGCGACGGUGUUCGUGAGCACCGAGGUACCCGUCACAACGACGCUGUCCCCUGACGAGGCCUCGAGUCUCCUGGCGAGCUUGACGGGCAUGGGCGCGUCUGUUGUUACAGAUGUUAGUGCCACUGAUGCAGAGGUUGCAGAGUCCUCCUCUGCAGCUACGACGAUCUCUCUCGUUCCUGCCUCAGCUGCCACCUCAUCAUCAUAGAGACUUAUGAAUGUCAUGGAUGUAUAGUAACUGGUUUACUACGAGGAGUAUACUGUACUGUAUUGUAGGUUUAAUAGGAGAGGCAUUCAGACUGGACUAUACCCGGACCUCGCAUCCAAACCAACCAAUUAUUGCCGACUGGAAAAACAACUCAGCGCAACGACAUGCAUGCCCCCACGAUAAGCAAGUGCACUAUCGAUGGAUCCGCGUAAACGUCCAGGAGGAACGUUCCACUUGAACACCACUCCUGCUCCGAUUUCUGGCACGUUUACUCCCCUCUGAGGAUCCAGAUGACGAGGCGCACUAUCCAGCCCAAACAGUUCGUCCUGAACCAUAGGGAAAAAAGCGUAAUGUCUGCCGCAAGAGUCGAUUCUAGACGGGAGAGAAAC
Molecule: messenger RNA, 1310 nt
Organism: Guyanagaster necrorhizus
Lineage: Eukaryota; Fungi; Basidiomycota; Agaricomycetes; Agaricales; Physalacriaceae
Exons: 3
Coding region: 226-921 (231 amino acids)
Source: RefSeq, a predicted model, not a curated record